This is a messenger RNA of Phalacrocorax carbo (great cormorant), 2688 nucleotides long. Lineage: Eukaryota; Metazoa; Chordata; Aves; Suliformes; Phalacrocoracidae. The record is from RefSeq and is a predicted model, not a curated record.
CGUGGCUCCACCGGUGGCGGGCGUGGCUAGGCGGCAGCGCGCGGGCUGCAGCCCGCCGUGCUCCCCGUGGCGCUGCGUGUGCCGUCGGCCCCUGCGUGGGGUGGAUUCGGCUGCGCUGCGUGGGCUCUGUAUCCCAGCACUGCCCGGCACCACAUCCAGAAACGAGUGGGCCCUGCGGUGCUCUGCACCGCGCUGCUGAGAGCCCGUACCAAUCUGCCCUCCUCCCAGCGAGGUACUCUCCCCAGAGCUCCGCUCCAUCCUGCAUGGUGCAAACCAGGGCUGGGUGCUGGGCCAGAGCACCGGGAAAAAGGCCAGGAUCUCACAGGAGACAAGAGCUUCCUUGGCCCUGGUUUGCAGGAGAGUCCAUGGCAAAGCCAACACCGCAGCGUUGAAUACAGGAACGCAGGAUAAGUCUGCCCCUCUCACCUCCUCAGUGGAUGCAGCUGCCCCUCCACACACAGAACAUUGACUCCUCAGCAACACUGAAGAGGGAAUUGCAAAUUAACAAGCAGAAGAAAAAAAUCCCUUCCUCAGCCUGUGGUGGUUGUGGGCUGGAGCAGUGGAGCCGUUUCUAGGUGCACAAAUGCGGGCAAAGGCAGGACUGAGGGACCAGACACAUCUGCACAUAUGGCAGAGGUGAGUCUGCUGCUGGGGAACCAACCGAGACUGGCAGCAGCGCAACAAGAGCAGAAUCAGUCCCUGACAUCUUCCCGACAACCUCCCCAGCCAAACAGGCGCUGCUCAGCCUUUUAUCUGCAGUAAGCCUCGUUUCCCUGGCAGCAAUAUUUCAGAGGGAUAGCUGGUCCAGGGGCUGGGACAGUCAGGGAACCAGGGCAGGACAAACAGCCGCUGCUGGGGCCAGUUCGUUCUCUUCAGCGAUCCAUGGGCAUAAUCUGUUUAAAUGAUUUCUAAGAGACCUCGGACCCCCAGCAGCAGCUGUGCCUCGGGGUGCUGCGGGAGCUCGGCGUUCCUCGGGGGGCCCCCCUGGCAGCGCGCCUAGUCACCCGCGAGGGAGGCGUUGGACCUUGUGUGUUUCAUACUUAGAAGCUAUACCCUACUCAAGGAGGCUUUGAACUAGUGUCACCACACCUUGACCAUGAAUGGGUACUUGAACGAGUCCAACUUCAUGAUGGUGGAGGAGGGCUUCACCGCCAGAGACCUCCUGGAGAACCUCCUCGUGGAGCUGUGCCAGGCGACCGACCAGCAAGCUUUCUUCGUGGCAGACCUUGGGGACAUUGUGAAGAAAUACCUGCAUUUCCUGAAGGCCUUGCCCCGUGUGAAACCCUACUUCCCAGUUAAGUGCAACAGCAGCGAAGGAGUGAUAAGGCUGCUGGCUGAGCUGGGGGCAGGCUUCGCCUGUACCAACAAGGCAGAGAUCGCACGGGUUCAAGGCAUCGGAGUCCCAGCUGACAAGAUCUUCUACAGCAGCCCCUGCAAGCAGGUUGCCCACAUCAAAUACGCAGCCAACCACAGCGUGCAGCUGAUGACCUUCGAUAACGAGGUGGAGCUGAGCAAGGUGGCCAGGAGCCACCCUCAUGCCAGGAUGUUGUUGGGUAUUGCUGCUGACUCCAGCCCCUCUACCCAUCCGAGCAUGACGUUUGGGACCACGCUCAAGUCCUGCCGGCACCUGCUAGAGACAGCGAAGGAGCAGGCUGUGGAGGUUGUUGGCAUCAGCUUUCACCUGGGGAGCUGCGGUCUGGAGCCCCAGGCCUUCGCUCAGUCUGUGGCUGCGGCGCAGCUGGUCUUCGAGAUGGGCACAGAGCUGGGCUACCGGAUGCACCUCCUGGACAUUGGAGGGGGAUUCCCUGGCACUGAGGACACCAGAGCCCAGUUCGAAGAGAUCGCUGCCAUGAUAAACUCUGCCUUGGACUUGUAUUUCCCAGACGGCUGCGGGGUGGAGAUCGUUGCGAGACCUGGGCGAUACUACGUCACCUCCGCCUUCACCUUCGCUGCCAGCAUCACUGCCAUGGAAGAGGUUCCCACGGAGCAGCCUGGCUCUGAUGGUAGGUGGGACAGCGGAAUGGGCCCGCCUGUGUCCCCAAGCCCCGCUGAGCCCUGUCCCUGCUCCCCUCCAGAGGAAGAGUCUGGUGGCAAGAAGAGCCUCGUCUAUCACCUUAGCGAUGGCAUCUAUGACACCUUCAGCUGCCUCCUGUUUGACAGCCCCUGCCCCAGACCUCAGCUGCACAAGAAACCCUGCCCAGACCACCCCGCGCACAGCAGCAGCCUCUGGGGCCCCCCGGGACAUGCAGAGGACUGCAUUGCUGACAGCCUGGAGCUGCCCGAGCUGCAGGUUGGGGACUGGCUGAUUUUCGAGGAUAUGGGUGCCUACACCAUUGCAACCUCAUCCGUGCUUGGGGGCUGUCCCCAGCCACAGAUCACCUACGCCAUGUCCCGCGUGGCCUGGAAAGCCAUCCAGCUCUUCCAGGGAAAGCCACCGCAAACAGAAGACAACCGCGAGAGCGUCUGCACCCCGCUGUCCUGCGGCUGGGAGAUGGCAGACACGCUCUGCGUCACCCCGGUCUUCACUCCGGCCAGCAUCAUCUGAGCAGCACCGGUACCCGGCGCGGGAAACGUCCCACGGCAGCCGGGCUGCGGCAGCGCCUGCUGCCGGCAUCGCCCCGCUCUGCUCUCACGGGGAACCCGUGGGCGAGGGCUUUGAAGUAUGCACCAUAAAUCCCGUUCCUCCUG